Messenger RNA from Emys orbicularis (European pond turtle), 5091 nucleotides. It is a transcript of the gene DLEC1, whose product is annotated as DLEC1 cilia and flagella associated protein. The record is from RefSeq and is a predicted model, not a curated record. Gene Ontology annotation, molecular function: tubulin binding. Bases 1 to 5091 code for a protein of 1696 amino acids. Gene Ontology annotation, cellular component: cytoplasm; cilium. The transcript is spliced from 38 exons. NCBI's taxonomy places the organism in Eukaryota, Metazoa, Chordata, Testudines, Emydidae. Gene Ontology annotation, biological process: negative regulation of cell population proliferation.
AUGGCGGCGGGCGGAGCCCCCAGCAGCCCUGAGCCCUCCAUGUACAGACACAGACCCGCCUCCGAGCGGACUCAGGACAUUUCCCAUUUGUUGACUAGCGUCUUUAAGAGCACGUAUACUGCAGAUGUUAUAGGGAUGGACACUGGAACAAAUCUGAUCAAGUCCCGUGGAGGAGACAAUCUCUAUCAUGAGAAGUUUGUGGAGGAGCUGCAAAAGAUUCAUACUGAAUAUAACCAUCGACUGACAGAAGUUGACAUGGUAGAAAAGCACAUCAUUCAGGCAAGAGCUCGAGCAACAGCAGCAGAAGAAAGGGCUCUGAACAUGUUGAAGGUACAUGUUGGGGAGGACUUCCACAACAUUGGAUUGCCGCCAGUGAAGUCCUCCUUCAGGUGGUGUGUGGAUAAUGACCUUCUCAAAAAACAUAAUUUAAUCUGCCCUGAAGAUUACAUCACUGAUAGAAUACCCAUUACCAAAGCACCUAAAGGAAAUAAAGAGCCUGACUAUAUCAAGGAGACGUUUAGUUUUAAACAACACAUUUCUACAAGUCCAAGGGAUCAGAAACAUACAGAAAUCCCACACUUGAGGAAAACAUUAGAUAGUCUGCCAGAUGUAUCUUUAUCCACCUUAACGCUGUCUUCAACUCCUGAGCCUAGACAUCAGACUAAGAAACCAUCAAGUAAGAAAUGUAGCUCCUCUCACAAAUCAGUCUGGAAAGAUAAUAUGUACAAAGCGGAUAGAGAACAAGACCGCGUUUACCUUGCCAGACUUGAGAACCGACACAAUUACCUGAAGAAUCCACGCUUUUUCCCACCAAAUACUCUUAAUGGAGGAAAAUCUCUUAUUUUUCAUCAGAAGAAGGUAGAUCGAAUGAUAACAGGAAGAAAAGUGGCAUUUGAUGAAAGUGAUCCUCGAUCUGUUCCUGUAUUUCUACCUACCCCGCCCGCUGUUUUGUUUUCUGAGUAUGAAGUUGGUCAGGUUUAUGAGAUGACUAUAGAGCUGCAGAACAUGACUUCAGUGUGUCGCCAUGUAAGAGUCAUCCCUCCAUCUACUUCAGCCUUUGCCAUUGGACUGGGAAAAUUUCCAGGAGAGGGUGGAAUUGUCGCUCCUGGGAUGACCUGCCAGUACACCAUUCAGUUUAUUCCUGAAUAUUUAGCUGAUUAUGAAGAUUAUAUUCUAGUGGAAACGCAAGCACCAUACUCUCUCCUAAUCCCUAUAGAAGCUAGGAGACCACCUCCUGUAUUAACAUUGCCUCGCAUCAUCGAUUGUGGUUCCUGCCUUGUGGGGGGAGUAAAAAUGACAGAAUUGGUGUGCAGAAAUGAAGGGUCCAGUAAUGGAAAGUUCUGUAUAAUGCCAAAGAAAGUAUGGCCACCUCCUAAUUUCAGGGCUGUUGCAACUAUUGGUUUUGUGGAGCAAGGUCCAUUUGGGAUCCGACCUGCUGUUUUUGAGCUAGGUCCAGAUCAAGCUAUGCUAUUAGAGGUAGUGUUUUCCCCAUCUUCUCCUGAAAACCUGAAGCAAACAUUCACUAUUGUUUGUGAUAAUUGCCAGAUCAAUGACAUCACAGUUACAGGGAGUGGACAGCUGAUAGCUUUAGAGCUUUUAUCGGUCACUGGUGGAGAAAGCCACCCAGCCCCUGCUGAGCCUACAGACAUAGCAGCACAGCACCUCAUAUGUUUUGACCCCCAAAAUCCACAUGCCACAACAGAGAAGAAACUCCUUAUAAGAAAUUCUACUCAUGUGGAACUUCCUUUCUACUGGCAGAUAAUGAAGCCUAAUCUGCAACCAUUAAUGCCUGAAGAAACUGGGGACCUUGCAAAGGUCAAGUACCACCUAGAUGUAGAGUCAGCUUUCUCUCUAAAUCCUAACCUGGGAAUUCUGCAGCCCCACACUGAUCACGAGUUUAUUCUCACUUAUGCUCCACAGGAGCUGAAAGAUUAUCACAGUGUGAUUCAAAUUGUACUGAGGGACAUCCCAGAGACACCUAGCUCAGAAAAGCAGGUGAUGCUAGGAAAUUCAGAAUCCAAAACAGAUGAUGUGAUUGCACUGGAAAUAGAAGUUAAAGGUUCAACAGAACCAUUUCAACUCCUUUUGGAACCAUAUGUCAUUAUCAUCCCCGGAGAAAACUUUAUUGGCAUAAAUGUAAAAAAAGCAUUUAAGAUGUGGAAUAACAGCAAAUCAUCCAUCAAAUAUACAUGGGGAAAAAUCAGUGUACGUGAUAUAGUUGAAGUUGAACCUCAUACUGGAGUGUUAGACGCCAGUGAAUUCUGUGAAUUUGAAUUGAAUUUUACUGGAGGCAAACCUGGAUAUGCCAGCCAUAACCUGCACUGUAAAAUCGAACACGCUGUGGAGCCAGUUGUGCUGCAUGUGGAGGCUGCUUUUAAGGGUCCAGCUCUCUCUAUCGAUGUUCCAUCACUCCAUUUAGGUUUGAUUAAAUUGGGACAAAAUGUGUUAAGUACCUUUGAGAUUCAAAACCUAAGUCAAUUGCCAGCAUGGUGGAGAAUGCAAGAAAGUCAAGCUUGCUUAGCUGAAAGGAACGAAGAUGCAUCCCCAUUCACGAUUCAGCCAUCUGAUGGAGAAUUACCUCCUUUGGGCAAAUGCAGUGUGUCAGUUCUGUUCAGGUCCUUGCUAUGUCAACGUCUCCAGACAGUAUUAGAGCUAGAUGUCGAAAAUGGAGAAGGAAGUCAUCUUCCUGUUUUUGUUGAAGUUCAGACCCCCCAAGCAUGUCUGAUGUCUAGUCACUUGGUGUUCAGUGAAAUUUAUAUUGGAGUUCCAGCACAAGCAACCGUCAAACUCUUUAACCAGACACUGCUGCCAGCAAAAUACUUUUGGGAAGAGCUUAUCGGAAGUCAGUCAGCUUUCUGCUCUGCCAUUGUCUCCCCAACAAGUGGCACUUUGGGCCCACAUGAAGAAAAAGAAUUGUGUAUAGAGCUAACAGCUAAUAUUAUGGAUGAGCUGAAUGACCUUACCCUCUGCUGUAGCAUAGAAGAUAUGAUUGAACCUCUUUUUCUGGGCAUUUCUGGCCAAGUAAAGGGACUACAUGUCACAUACUUGAUACCUUGUGACAGUAAAGUUACCAGUGAUGAGAAGCAAAUGUUACAAAGUCCUCAAGAUCUUCUGUUGGACUUUGGAUCUGAAGUUGCAUUGAAGAGCAUAGUAACACGCCAGCUAAUACUUACCAAUCAUACUGGAAUCGAUGCUCCAUUCACACUAGAAGCUGAAUAUUUCAGUAGCUGUCCAGUUACCUCAGAAGAACAAGGAAACAAUCUCUCCACAGCCAGCCUGGUGAAAAGAACAGCACAAAUCAGAAGACAUGCAGCCAAGAAAGUACAAUCAGCAUUUGUGCUGGCAUUACUGUCUCAUGGGAGAGGAGUGGCUUUCCAUGCCCAACCUUCCACAGGAACUCUGAAAGCCUUCCAGCAGCUAAUUAUAGAAAUAACAGCUUAUAACAACAUGUGGGGAGAGUACCAUGAUGAUCUCAUCUGUAGGGUGGGAGACUUACAGCCUACAUUAAUUCCUAUGCAAAUGACUGUGAAAGGUUGCCCAAUCUUCUUGCAGAUGACAGGACCUCAGACUGAACAUCAAACAAAGAUACCAAUAAUCAGGUUUGGUGCUCAUGUCUCUGGUGGGGAUACAGUCUCCCGCUGCAUCAGACUCAACAACCCCACUCCGUGUGACAUCCGCAUGGACUGGAAAACUUACAAUCAAGAAAAAGAUAAUGAGAAGCUGGUGGACCUCUUGCUGUUUUAUGGCCCUCAUUUUCCUAUUAAGGACGUAGAUGAGAAUGAGAUUGAGUCAAAUGCUAGCACCUCAGAGACUGAAAUCAUGUUAAACUGGGAUAAAAUCCCUAGCAGCCCAGACAUCAUUUCUCCAGGUUCCCUCGUGACAGAUGAUGAGUCAGAUGUAGACAACAAGGAAGAGGAAGGAAGAAGUGAUUCUGAAGUCUGGAGACCAAUAAAUAAUCAAAAGAAAAUAAUCUCUGUACUUAUACAAGCUCAUGAAGGGUUUCCUUCCGACUAUCCCUACUGUAUAACUCCUACACAAAUCGUUGUUCCUGCAGGUAGCAGUGCCUCCAUCCAUAUUUCCUUCACUCCACUCACGUUACCCAAGCUCAUUAACAAAAUUGAAUGUGAGGGGUAUGCAUUGGGUUUCAUGAGCCUAGACAGCAAGCUUGCACAAGGGAUACCUGGCAAGGUGACUCGUUCAUACGGCUAUGGAGUUGCACCUUUGAGAAUGGACUUGCAAGCUUUUGUAAAGCCUGCUCUGUUAACUGUAGAAAUGGAUCAUGAUGGAGGAAUGGUGUUUCAUUCCAUGGCAAGUGAUCUCAUACCAAAUCAACCCCUUUCUGAAGUUUUGACAGAAUCAGUCAUUACUCACAACCUGAAACUCACCAACUCCACAGAGGCUCCUCUGCACUUCAGGAUCCUUCUAUCUGUGCCCUUCACUGUGUCCAGUAUCGACCCCAACAGGAGCCUGAAAACAUCCCACCGCGACAGGGAGGAGCAACUUCUACUUCAUCCACAGCAAAACAUGCUGGUGAAAGUGUCAUUUCACACAACUCUGGAGUUACUUACAUAUCAGAAUCUGCCAGCUGACCAGCUGCUCUCAGGAAUCAAAGUGCUCCAGUUUGAGAAUGGAGACAGGAAAGUGGAAUUCAGUCAAAAUCUGGUUAUUGAAUACAGUAACAGAACGACCCAGCUGGUGCCAGUGACUGCAUACCUUACUGUCCCACUACUGGAGCUCUCUUGUGAGACAGUUGAUUUUGAGACCUGCUUUGUAAACCAAACGAGGACAGAAGAUGUCUUUCUGUUAAACAGGAGCAGAUGCAGAAGUUACUGGACUGCUUUACUGGACCAACAGGAACAGCAUAACAACAUGGAAGUAUUUUCCAUCUGCCCCAUUCAUGGAAUUCUUGAGGCACAUGAAGCUAGCUUACCCACCAAAGCAACUUUAAAAAUCAGUUUUACCGCAAGGAGUAAUGUGGAAUAUGAAACUACAGUAACUGUUUUUGGAAUGCUUGGAGAAAAGCCCUGCAAACUACAGAUCAGAGGCAGAGGAUCUUACGAUGAGAAAUAUGAAGAUCUCCGCUUAAUAUAA